Drosophila innubila is the source of this 5533-nucleotide messenger RNA. Its product is annotated as nuclear factor related to kappa-B-binding protein. The transcript is spliced from 4 exons. The record is from RefSeq and is a predicted model, not a curated record. Gene Ontology annotation, molecular function: protease binding. The coding region runs from base 273 to 5270 and encodes 1665 amino acids. Lineage: Eukaryota; Metazoa; Arthropoda; Insecta; Diptera; Drosophilidae. Gene Ontology annotation, cellular component: Ino80 complex.
GAACUGAACGACUGAACUAAAUGACCUACAAUCAGAGAUUUAGUUCGUAAAUAGUUCAAACGAACUUAAUCUGAACGAUUCAAUACAACUCUACGAAGAAGCAAAAGCAAUAAAAAAAAGAGGAAAACAAGCAGCAAAUAUGUUUGAUAUAACGAGGCAGCGGAAGAGACAAAAAUUAUAAAUUAGUGUAGAGAAAAAAUUUGCCCAGUGUGCGAAGAGAGGCAACGUUGCAUUCAUUAAUUGAGUAAAAAGGGGAUAAAGCUCAAUAAGCAAUGAACAGCAGCAACAACAACAAUAACAGCAGCAGCAUGCUAUACCCGGAAUUCGAGGAAGAGGAGGAGGAGCUCAGCGGGUCUUACAACAUCAAUGAAAAUGGUAACCAGUUGAGCGACUGCAGCAGCAGCAACAGCAGCGCCUCCAGUAGCAGCGGCAAAACGGCAAGCAGUUCCAGCAGCUCCAACUCGAGCGACGAUGACGACGACGGGGAUGAGGAUGCUGACGAGGAUGCCUCUGAUCAGGACAUGCGUACGGAUUCCGAUACGGAUGAUGGCACCACCACGCAAUCGGACGAGUUGGAGUUGGCUCAGCUCAAUAGUAGUCACCUAUUUCGGCUGCCUCGUGGUCUCUGCGAGAGUGCGAGCAUAUUCCACGAAUUCUUCUCCGUGGAGACCUGGCAACUGUUGCCCAACAACAUGCAGGCCCAACUGCAGCCGUUGUUACCCAGCUAUGCCGCAUUCCUCAGUCCCCCGCAGGCAGCAGCUGAGCAGCAGCGCACCUUGCUGCAACUCUUUAAUGGUGGACUCCAACGCUUUGGACAGUCACCUUUACUCCGGCUGCAGCAUCAGCUGGAGGAGGGCAGUCUGCGACCAGAUGUACUCCAGCUGCGUCUCAGCAUUGAGCGAUCACAGCGGCGGGAACGUCGCUUCCAACAUGCUGAACGUCUCAGUCGUCUGGCCAAGGAGUUGUUUCUCUCCCGGGAACAGAUGCUGCAGCAGGUCUAUGCCAUGGCACCGCCGCCGAAUGCCGCCGGCUUCGAUAGGUUUAAGGUGCAGUCACGCUCACGUAAACGGAAGACGCCCACUCUGCACAGGGAGAACAAGUUCUGUGUGGAGCGUGCACGUAAACGCUACUGCCAGGAGCUUGUGGAGCUGACACGGGAUCUGCAGCUGCAGCCCGGCGAUAUAAGUGCUGAUGAGCACGACGAGGAAGCGGCACAGUUGGCAAUCAUUGCAGAGGAGCAGCAGCUGAAAAUGGAUACAACCACUCGACCAUCAAAUGCGGCUGACAAGAAAUGCAUUUACAGUACCUUCUUCAAGCGUCGUCCUGGCCUCGAGGAUGAACUCGUCCUGCGCAGCAUGCAGGCGGAUAAGAUGCAGCCCCUCAACGAGAGGAAUUUCAAGAAAUACUUAAGAGACUACAAACGACGGAAACUGCAGCAACCGCAAUUGCCGGACUUUGACACGGCUGACAUUCGACUGCGGGAUAUUUGCACUCGAGCCCAGUUCGUGGGCAACUUCAAGCCGGGACGGAAACCGAAGGCGCUCACAGCGCGCUUGAAUCAUAGUGUUAAUGAGUUGCCGGCUUUGGUUCCCAUUGGCGGCAAUGCAGCUAAAGUGGAACCAAUGGCGGAACUGCUUACGGAUGAGCCACAGCAGCUGUACGGCCGCGCUGCCCUGGAGCCAGACGAGGAGGAGCUGGAACGAGAGCUGCAGGAGCAGGCGGGGGCGGUGGCGGUGGCAGGAGCGAGGGUGGAGGCGGUAAAGAUAAUUGCGCCCACAACAGGAAUCGUUGAGUUGCCCAAACUGGAACCGUUUGCGGCGCGAACGGUGAUUAGCAGCUCACCCAAAGCGCUGGUCAAAGCUGGCGCACAUAUCACAGGCAGUCCGACCAGGGAUCUAACAACGACAUCGUCAUCGCCAUCGAUAUCCACACCAACAACAACAGCAACAUCGACAUCAACGCCACGUGUCCAUGCCUGUUACUUUUCCUUGUUGCGGGAUCAAUUUGUGGCGACGCCACAGCAUCGAUUAACCUAUCCGGAGCUGCAGACGCAACUGGUCAAGUGGAGGGCAGAGAGUUGCCAGUCGGGCUUGCCAGAUUGGCUGCGUCUAUUGCCUGCCGACUGGACGCAGAUGCUGCAAUCCGCCGUCAACUUCCUGUCCGGCGACUUUGUUACGCUGCCAGCGGAAUAUGUGCCGUAUAUUGAGCACAAGACGCAGUUGGGCAUUUAUCAAUGGAUUGGAGCUGGCCGGGAUUCCGAUGCGCGUCUCCAAACGUUGUGUCAGUAUUGGUUGCAGCGGCGCAAGGAGGAGAUUGGAGUACAACAACUGCAACAGCAGCAACAACAACAGCUGCUACAACAACAGCAACAGUUGAGCCCGUUAAUUGCUGCUGUGGAUGCCACGCCCACACCCGCGCCCCGUUGCCCCACCAGUUGGACAGUGCGUGUGGCGACACAGGAGGAAAUGCUGGAGUUCCAGCGACAGGAGCGUUUGCGCUUCGAGCAACCACAUCGACCCUUUACGUACCGGAUGCACGGAUACGAGAGUGUCGUCGGACCCGUCAAGGGCAUCUACACGCAGAGUCUGGCGCUGAACAAGGCACGUGGUCAUGCUGUCAUGGUGGACGAUCGACCACCGUAUGUGACCAUAUUGACGCUAGUGCGGGAUGCCACCGCCCGGCUGCCCAACGGCGAGGGAACACGCUCGGAAAUAUCCGAGCUGUUGAAGUGCUCACAGUUCAUCAAUCGGCAGGCGGCGGAGAAUGUGUUGCAGACGAUUGUGAGCGGGGCCUUGGAUCGGAUGCAUGGCGGUGUGGAUCCAUGUGUGCGCUAUGAUGCACGCCGCAAGAUCUGGAUCUAUUUGCAUCGCAAUCGCAAUGAGGCGGACUUUGAGCGGAUGCAUCGACAGAAUCAAUCGAUGGUCAAGCAGAAGCAACAACAGCGCAGGCACAAUAACAACAAGCCAAAGAAGGACGAAGCAGGCGAGGCGGGACAAGAGCUGCCAGCUCUGGUUGUGGCCACUCCAACACCAACUCCAACGCCAGUUGCAACUGGUACACUUAUUAAGAAGCAUCCUCAGAUGCUGCAGGUCAAGUGCCCGCCAGUGCCGCCGCUCAAGUAUCACAUACCUCCCAACAAUAUCGGGACACCGCCAGCUGCAACUUCAAUUCCAACUCCUACUCCUACUACAGUCAUGCCCCACCAGAAAUCGCUGCUGAAGUCCACACAGCGUAGCGGUGUUGUCACUAUUGUGGACAGAUCCUCGACAGCUUCAGUAGCUUCAGUCGCUGCCACAGCAACUGUGCAACUGAUGAAAACUUCACCAAAGCAGCAACAACAACAACCACAACCGCAGUUGGGACACAACUUUAGUUCAACCCGCAAUACCACGCCCAUUUUGGUGUCCACUCCAAGUGGUCUGCAAACGGUGCAUGUGGCAGCAACGCCCAACAAGAAGCUGGCUAUCAAGAAGCCCAUUGUUAUCAAUUCCCCCUCACAAACACCCUCCUCAUUGGGAUCUGCAGCUGGAUCAGGAGUAGGAGCAGCAGUAGGAUCAGCAACUGGUGGCAGCUUUAUUGUGCCACUGGAGCAACAGCAGCAGCAGCAGCAGCCACAACUGCAUUCAAUUGGAAACAAGAUAUCGCCAGUUCGACAACAAAUGCCCAAAAAUAUUAUACGAUUGUUGCCAGCUGGAGGAGGCACUGCAUCAUCAACUACCACGGUGGCAACGAAGCCAUCCGUUGUACAGCUGCCACACACAGUUGCCACUAAACCGACUGCAUCCACUGUGCAAAUCCUUGGACCUCGCAUGCUCGCUCAGACCACAGUGCGUCCGUUGCAUCAGAAGAUUGGCGCCGUCUCCAUUGUGAGCAACAACAAGGCAACGAUCGGUGGCAGUCCCAUUGUCAAUGCCACAGUCGGAAGCGGCACCGGAAGCGGCACCAUCGUUAAGAUGUCCCCGCAGGCAUUUGCAAAACUGCAACAGCAGCAGCUCAAGCAAAAGGCGAAUCAAGCUAAUCCCGCCCAGAAUCAACAACAGCAACAGCGGAUACUCGUGGGCAACACGGCAAUAUCGUCGAACAAAAAUAUUGUGUUCCAGGCGCUGCCAAAAGCGGCGCCCAAAAUACUCAGCAGCAUGCCGGGUCAGGCCAAGCCGUUGGCCACCGCGAAUCUCUCGCCGCAGCAGCAGCGGAUUGUGCUGCAAAGCUUCAAGCAGCCGGCGGCAACAGCAGCUGCUGCCUCGCAGACAACAACGCGAAUCAUACGGACAACGCCAGUGUCAACGACAACAACAUCCGGUGCCACGCCCACAGUCACGACACAAGGCGGUCACAUAAUAACACUGGACAGUUUGUUGCAGAAAUCAAUGCCGGGUAAACUGUUAACCGCUGGCAGCAACAACAUCAUCCAGCUGGCCACAUCGACAGCCACUGGCAAUGUCAUCACGAUGUCGCCCAAUGGUCAAACACAGCAGCAGCUGUCCAAGCAGCUGCCAGCGACGGCGCGGAUUGUGACCACCGGACAUGCUACGACAAUGGUGCCAAAGAUCAUUGGUAAGACAACAGUUGUACCUGGUAAGCCGUUGCUGCUGCAUGCCAAGACCCUGAAACUGGGCAGCAAUUCGGGGGCAACUACACAAACGACGGCGGCGACAACGCUGGCCACAGGCGCCAUGAAGACAACGCCACAAAGUAUUGUAAUUGGAGGUCAAACGAUGAAAAUUCAGGGAGCGACCAUUCCAGCGCGCAAUGCGGCAGGUGCACCCGUUCAGACUGUCAUCAUGGGCAACCAGCUGCUCCGACUGGCCACAAGCAGCAGCAGCAACAACAACACCAAUAGCACAACAACCAGCAGUAAUAGCCUGCCCAGCACAUCGAGCGGAAUUGCGAGUUCACCCAAAACGCUGCUCAUUAACGCAGGAGCGGCACAGACGUUGCGUCUUGGCAAGAAUGUGCUGCUGGCUACCAGCAAUGUUGCAUCCACGACAACAACAGCAACAGCAGUGACAACAACUGCAACACCUGCCAAUAAUCUUGUAUUUGCUGUCCAGGGCAAUGGAGGGCAAUUGUUCUUCUCACCCGGACUGCAGGGCGUCAACUUAAAACCACUGUCCAGCAUGAAAGUGAUACCCAUGUCGUCGUCGGCAUCAACAGUUGCCGUCAACAGCGGCGUUAAAUUGAAUAAUGUGGCAACAACCACAGCAACAUUGAACACCAAAUUGUUGCCCACAGCUGUGCUUAAAACGGCAAGUGGAGGUCAUGGCAAUUAGAUGCAAAGAGCAGGAAUCGAAGACGAAGGAGGAAGAGGUAGAGGCAGAGGAGGCAGAGGCUUGUUAACUACGUUGUUUACUUUAUCAGUUGUUUGGAUUUAACAUUAUCAUUUAUACAUAUAACUUUAUAUAUAUAUUAGUAAUUUAAGCAAAAAGUUUAACAUAAAUAUUUUGCUUCUUAUAAAUUAGAUGAAUUGAUGAAUUUAUUGGAAAUCUAAUAUUAUAUCAUCGAAACAAACAUAAUGAGUCGAAUUGUACCAAAA